Gadus chalcogrammus (walleye pollock) is the source of this 1755-nucleotide messenger RNA. RefSeq names its product solute carrier family 17 member 6a (gene slc17a6a). Gene Ontology annotation, cellular component: synaptic vesicle membrane; excitatory synapse. Gene Ontology annotation, molecular function: neurotransmitter transmembrane transporter activity; L-glutamate transmembrane transporter activity. Gene Ontology annotation, biological process: regulation of synapse structure or activity; synaptic transmission, glutamatergic; transmembrane transport. NCBI's taxonomy places the organism in Eukaryota, Metazoa, Chordata, Actinopteri, Gadiformes, Gadidae. The transcript is spliced from 12 exons. The record is from RefSeq and is a predicted model, not a curated record. The coding region runs from base 1 to 1755 and encodes 584 amino acids.
AUGGAGCCAGAAAAGGAACGAGCUUUUCCUCCCACUAAAGAGGGGAUCAAGAGCCUGGCUGGGAAGGCCCUCGGGACUCUGCACAGGAAGCUGGAAAGACGCCAGCAGACCGGUGAGGUGAUCGAGCUGACGGAGGAUGGGAGACCCCGGGACCAGCAGCAGAAGAAGACACCCCUAUGCGACUGCACGUGCUUUGGGGCUCCUCGCAGGUACAUCAUCGCGAUGAUGAGCGGGCUCGGCUUCUGCAUCUCUUUCGGGAUCCGGUGCAACCUGGGCGUGGCCAUCGUGAGCAUGGUCAACAACAGCACGAUCCACCGUGACGGCAAGAUCAUAGUGAUCGAGAAAGCAAAAUUCAACUGGGACCCGGAGACCGUGGGGAUGAUCCACGGCUCUUUUUUCUGGGGCUACAUAGUCACCCAGAUCCCGGGAGGAUAUAUAUCGUCACGAUUAGCAGCGAACAGGGUGUUUGGGGCGGCCAUCUUCCUCACGUCUACACUCAAUAUGUUCAUUCCCUGUGCCGCCCGCAACCACUAUGGGACAGUCAUCUUUGUGAGGAUAUUACAAGGGCUUGUGGAGGGAGUUACCUACCCUGCCUGUCAUGGCAUAUGGAGUAAAUGGGCCCCACCGAUGGAGAGGAGUCGCCUGGCAACUAUAUCUUUCUGCGGCUCCUACGCGGGCGCCGUCAUCGCCAUGCCUCUGGCGGGGAUCCUGGUGCAGUACACCGGCUGGUCCUCUGUCUUCUACCUGUACGGGUCGUUUGGGAUGGUGUGGUACCUCUUCUGGAUCCUGGUGUCCUACGAGAGCCCGGCGGAGCACCCCACCAUCACUGACGAGGAGCGCACCUACAUCGAGGAGAGCAUAGGGGAGAGCGCCCAGAUGAUGGGGGCCAUGGAGAAAUUCAAGACUCCUUGGAAGAAGUUUUUCUGUUCCAUGCCCGUCUACGCGAUCAUCGUGGCCAACUUCUGCAGGAGUUGGACCUUCUACCUGCUCCUCAUCAGCCAGCCCGCCUACUUUGAGGAAGUGUUUGGUUUUGAAAUCAGCAAGGUUGGAAUGGUGUCCGCUCUGCCCCACCUGGUGAUGACCAUCAUCGUACCUCUGGGAGGCCAGCUGGCCGACUACCUCCGCACCAACAACAUCAUGUCCACCACCAUGGUGCGGAAGAUCAUGAACUGCGGAGGAUUUGGGAUGGAGGCUACUCUACUGUUGGUGGUGGGGUACUCUCACAGCAAGGGUAUGGCCAUCUCUUUCCUCGUCCUGGCGGUUGGUUUCAGUGGCUUCGCUAUAUCAGGUUUCAAUGUCAAUCAUCUGGACAUUGCUCCUCGCUACGCCAGCAUCCUCAUGGGUAUAUCCAACGGAGUGGGGACUUUGUCAGGGAUGGUGUGCCCUCUCAUAGUCGGGGCCAUGACCAAGAACAAGACCCGCGAGGAGUGGCAGUACGUCUUCCUCAUCGCUGCCAUGGUGCACUACGGGGGCGUCAUCUUCUACGGCAUCUUCGCGUCCGGGGAGAAGCAGCCCUGGGCCGACCCCGAGGAGAUGAGCGACGAGAAGUGCGGCUUCAUCGACGAAGACGAGCUGGCCGAAGAGACUGGGGACAUCACCCAGAGCAUCGGGCCCGGGGGAGCGGUGGGUGGGCCCCCCAAGAGCUACGGGGCCACGGCUCAGCUGAACGGGGGCUGGGUCCAGGACUGGGAUAAGACAGAGGAGUACGUGCAGCAGCCCGCCGGUCAGAUGCACGCCAAGGACGGAUACUCCUAG